UGGCCUGUUUUAUUUUUAAAUUUGAAGUUUGAUAAUAGAAUGGAAAAAGGGGCGGAUUUGAUGUGCGUCUCGCAAUUGUGUCGUUUUUUCCAUUUCCAACCCACUGUGGUUUCAGCGGACGCCGUUUACCGCCAACGGCGCCGGCGUCGAACGAAAGCCCGUCAACUUCGUUUUCGGCCCAGCUCGUGAAUCGUGCCAUCGUGAAAAUUUGAAAUUGAGUUUUCAUGACAAAGUGAAAAGUGGCGAGACGGCGUGUUGAACCAGCCCGGCGACUUGGAGACGACCCGGCGGAUUUCGGCACGAACGAUCUUUGGUCGUUUGUGAAUGCCGUAUCACUCGUUCACAAGAUCACCAUUCCAUCUAUAGUUACAAUAAGUCAAGAUGGAAGGAAUUUAAUUUUCACUUUAUUGGUGACAGACAUUCUUUGAUUAUAUCUUAGGCAAUGCCAAAAAAAUGCUAUGUCCCGUUUUGCAAAUCCGGCUAUGGUUCAGAGAACUUGCAAACGCAAAGCCUCGGAUUGAACACUCCUUCUAUGUUCCAUCCUCCGGAGGAUUUUCUUUUGGAAUGGAAUAAAAGGAUUGGUAGGACAGACAGGAGACUGACGCUGAAUGAUACAGUCUGCUCGAAACACUUUGCAGAAGAAGAUAUUUUAACGCAUUACGAGUUCACUUUGCCAAAUGGCCAAAAGGAGAAGUUCAGAAGGGGGAAGACUUGCUUGAAGCGAGGAGCAGUCCCUACAAUAUUCCCCACUGAAAACCUGACAAUGUCGUCUAGGUCAAGGCAGAAAUCAAAGCCCAAUUCCCAAAAGGGAAGCAAUUCGGAGACAGAUGAAGAACGUGAUUCUUCGUCUGUGAAGUCUGGCAGCACGAGGGUUUCUGCCAGCGAUCUUUCAGAAAUGGAUGACAUGUUCACUAUAGAUAAGCUCCAUGAAAUUUCACAAUCAGUCCAGCUCCCGGGCAGCAUGUGGGGGGUUCACCAAAAGCCUGGUGGUAAGACGGCUUUUAUACAUAUCAAUGAAGAAAUGGUCAUUGAUAAGACAGUUGAGUUUGUAAAAUCUUGCGUUCCAAAAGUUAAAGUGAGAGGACAUGACAUUGAUUUACCUGAAGUGAGAAGCAAAUCGCACUUGGAGUGCCUUUUAAGAGGAAUUGAUGCCAUAACCAAGUUGCCUAGAGGAAGAAAGAGAAAAAGGAGAGGACGGCCACCAAAAUCCAUUAAAUUGGAAUUCGAUGAUAUUUCUGUCGAUAAUAAGAAGGUAUUGAGGUCCACAAGGCUAAAAACAUCGUCGAAUGUGAAAUUAACGAGCACGCACCAAAAAUUGACAAUGCCCGAGAAACGGGUGCUCAGGAACCGGGACAAAAAAUCCGUCUCUCCUCCUAGAGCUCGUAGAAAUCUGAGGUCGAUGAGGCAGUCUGAGAAGAACACCAAAGUACAGAGGGAUAAAACUCCCAGGACACCGCGGGUAAAGAUCAAACAGGAAAUUGAGGAAAAAGAAGAAAGUGAGGAAGAAGAGGAGGAGGAAGAAGAAUCUGAUGACAACGAAGAAGACAAUUCAACUCAUAACAAGGAUGCUGAUACACCAAAACAGUCCAAAACUGACAAACCAAAACCAAUGCAGAAACAAGCAAAGCUUUUAAAAGAGAGUACAAAAAAAAAUUCCAUUUCUACUCCAACUGUUAGGAGAGAAGAUUUCACGCCUAGAUUUUCUAGGCAGAGGCCAAAAUGGGAACGGGAAGAAUCGCUGACUUCAUUUGGUGUGCGAUGUGUUGUCGAGUGCUGCCAGAACUCAAUGCUUGAUACGAGAAGAUCAAAUCUGAAUAUAUACUACUACAGGUUCCCUAUGGACGAUCGGCUUGCUGAAAAAUGGAAGGAGAAGUGCAAGAUCGAAGGGCGUAUGCCGAAGUCGGCUAGGGUCUGCUCGGAUCAUUUUAAAAGGGAGGAUUUCGAAGGGGCUGAGACUCCAGGUGUGCACAUGGCACAGCCAAAAAGGAACCUAAAGUCUAAUGCUAUUCCUACCUUGUACCUUUCUUCCAAGAGAGAACACAAACCACCACCACAGAAAAAGAGAAAACCGAGGAAGCCUAGGAAUUCUGUAAAAAACGAUCUAGAUAUUAAAAUAGUUGAAACUAAGUCAAUUAAAAGAUUGACACCUGAGCCAGCAGAUGAGAAUUCUGAUAUUUCCCCACCAAGGACACCUCUAUCUGUGAGCUCUUCGGAGCUUGACAACACAAACGUUAUAAACGACUCUCCAGAAAUUGUCAACACACCUGUUGUAACAGUCGAGCUGUCUGAUGAGAGUUCGGAGGAGUCGGACGCGUAUGAAGAGGUCAUUCAAGUGAGAAUAACAAACUUGAGUGCAACAUCGAGUGCUGAGGACAGCGAGAGUGACGAAGUGAUGAGGAGAAGACGGAAAGUCUUAAAAAGGAAGCAACCUCAAAUAGAGGAAACUAAAGAUUAUGAAAUAGAAACUUUAGAAAUAGAGUUGAACUCUGAUGAUUCUGACGCUGAUGUGAGGGAAAUGAAAAAAACGCUCGACCUGCAUUUGAAUAAUUCCAAGUCUUUUACACCCCGUCCACCCACUAAAAUCGCGAAAGUCAAUCAAAACGGUUUGCACGAAUUGAAGACCAGCCAGAACAACAUAAAGAUCAAUCAAAGCACACCCACAGGUCUUAAAUCUGUCCAUUUGAAUAUCACUCCAAAAGAACAAAAUGAAAAUUCAGUUGUGUUUGAAGUCAAAGAAGCUGAAAAAUCGGUGACACCCCCACCAAGUAGUUCUGCCCCAACUCAGUCUCUGGCCAAAUUACUUCAAGCUAAAAGCAAGCCUGACAGGGAAACAAUUAUUAAAAUAAUUGAACAGAAGAUUUGUGAAAAUUACGAGAUUCUCAACAACCGCAUUGUCCCGAAUCUUUCUUUUAAAACACCUGAAAUGAAAAAUGACAAUGUGGUGCAAUAUAUAGUGAAAAAUGGAAAAGCCGACUCAUUGUCUUUACCCAAAGGUAUUAUCAAACAUAUUGAUAAGAAAGAAAAUCGGCCUCUUCCUGAAAUUCUAGUACCUCAAGCUGAAGAAAAGAGAAAAGAUAUGGCAUCACCUACUAUUAAAAUCACAGCGCCCAUCAGAUCACGAAACACCAUAUUGAAUGAGACUAAAGAGAAUAUGACCAUGGUGAAGCCUGAUAUUGUAGAACACCAGCCGAAGAAAUCAAUACUCGUCGAAACUGAUGUCUCAAAUCCUCAUUUAGAAAUGCCCACUACUGAUGCUAUUAAAAAGGAUUCAAUAGAAUUUGUUUCAUCCGAAGAUAUAAUUAUAGAGGAGGCGAGUGCUGAAGAGAAGGAAAAAUCUGAACUAUCCUUCAUGGAAGAGAUGGACGAUGACAACCAAAUAUUAAUAGUUUGUAGGGAUGAAGAUGAUGAAGAAAAAGACAAAAGCUUGCACUAUGAGCCUCCCAUUCACGAGUCUUUACAGCCAAGUGAACGACGGAAGGACUUGGAGCAUAGACCUCAAACGAUAAGCAUACAGAGGAAACGUGCCAAUGAAAUAAUACCGAACAAGAUCAAGAUCCCUGCAACAGAGCAUAGCAGUUCAAGGACCGAAAAGGGCAUUCUUGAUUCUUUCUUUUUAAAUAAUUCUUCAUCUGACAACAUUUUUGGUACUAACGAUGAAAUCGAGAAGCCGAGUGAGAUACAGGAUCUGCUUAACAUGGUCCCCCAAAAUGAAGUCGACUACUCCAAGGUCAUUGUUUUGAACCAUCUUGAAGAUCCUCAUAACGUCCAGUGGGGCGAGCUUUCGAACGAUUCAAAAGAGCAUGUCCAAAACAGCGAUUUGUACUUUAUCCAACAAGAGGAUGAUGUUGGGCACACGUCGCAUUCUGUACGCGAUCAAUCGAGCUCGUUUGACGAAAGUCAAUAUCUCAACAUGGAAUGCCUUGAAGUUGAAGUCGUACCUCCAGAAGAGACCGCCGACUACAAGAAGUGAACCUGACAUUUUAAAUUUUCUAAAUAUUUUAUUUCAAUCAUUGUAAAUAAAUAAGAAAAGUGUUGUACAGCUGUUAAUUUAAGACAUAAAAGUUGUAUAUAUUGUAUAUACUCCUGUAUUAUUGUUUUGGUUUUCAAACUGUGUUCAAUUUUUUACUUUACACAUCAUACAUUAUUUUUCAUGUUUGUAAAAAAAAGGCACAAGAUUGUAAACUUGGUAUUCAUAUAAUUGAAAGAAAAAUGUAGAAAAAAUAACUCACUACCAUAGAUUUUAAAAGGACAAACUUUAUAUUUUUAUUGCAGAUUUGUUUUUUUAGUUUCU
Molecule: messenger RNA, 4291 nt
Organism: Cimex lectularius (bed bug)
Lineage: Eukaryota; Metazoa; Arthropoda; Insecta; Hemiptera; Cimicidae
Product: histone acetyltransferase KAT6B-like
Exons: 6
Coding region: 443-3970 (1175 amino acids)
Molecular function (GO): sequence-specific DNA binding
Source: RefSeq, a predicted model, not a curated record